CUAUAGCAUCAAACACAACAACAGCUUCAUCUUCUCUCUUUAAACCUACAACUUCUCUCAACAUUAUGUCUUCCUUUAAGGUCUCAGGGAUGCUUUGCCUCUCUGCUGUUUUGUUAAGUUCUUUCAUGGCCAUGGCUGCAGCCGGUAAUUUCUAUCAAGACUUUGACAUCACAUUCGGCGAACAACGUGCUAAGAUAUUCAACGGAGGACAACAUCUCACACUCGACCAGUACUCCGGCUCUGGUUUCAAGUCCAAGAAGGAGUACUUGUUUGGAAGGAUCGACAUGCAAAUCAAACUUGUCGCUGGCAACUCAGCUGGCACUGUCACUGCAUAUUAUUUGUCUUCUCAAGGUCCAACUCAUGAUGAAAUCGAUUUUGAGUUUUUGGGAAACUCUUCUGGUGAACCCUACACUCUCCACACCAAUGUGUUCAGCCAGGGGAAAGGGAACAGAGAACAACAAUUCCAUCUUUGGUUUGAUCCUACAAACGCCUUCCAUACCUACUCGCUUGUCUGGAACAGCCAACGCAUUAUAUUCUUGGUGGAUGAUAUUCCAAUUAGAGUGUUCAACAACUUGGAGUCAGUUGGUGUUCCAUUCCCCAAAAACCAACCGAUGAGGAUUUACUCGAGCCUGUGGAAUGCUGAUGACUGGGCUACACAAGGUGGGCGUGUGAAGACUGACUGGACUCAUGCUCCUUUCACUGCCUCUUACAGAAACUUCAAGGCCAAUGCCUGCGUCGCUGGCUCAUCGUCAUCAUCAUGCGGUGUCUCCACUUCUGCUUCAACUAAUUCCUUAACUGAUCAACAGGGUACAUGGCACAAUCAAGGUCUAGAUGCCGCAGGCCGAAACAGGAUA
This is a messenger RNA of Rosa rugosa (rugosa rose), 854 nucleotides long. RefSeq names its product xyloglucan endotransglucosylase protein 1-like. Gene Ontology annotation, molecular function: xyloglucan:xyloglucosyl transferase activity; hydrolase activity, hydrolyzing O-glycosyl compounds. The record is from RefSeq and is a predicted model, not a curated record. The transcript is spliced from 3 exons. Gene Ontology annotation, biological process: cell wall biogenesis; xyloglucan metabolic process. The annotation marks the transcript as partial. Lineage: Eukaryota; Viridiplantae; Streptophyta; Magnoliopsida; Rosales; Rosaceae.